This is a messenger RNA of Phyllopteryx taeniolatus (common seadragon), 3553 nucleotides long. RefSeq names its product multimerin 2a (gene mmrn2a). The record is from RefSeq and is a predicted model, not a curated record. The coding region runs from base 787 to 3228 and encodes 813 amino acids. Lineage: Eukaryota; Metazoa; Chordata; Actinopteri; Syngnathiformes; Syngnathidae. Gene Ontology annotation, molecular function: protein binding. The transcript has 8 exons.
CAGCGUGUCCUGGGUCGCCCCCGGGGUCUCCUCCGGGUGGGACGUGCCCGGAACACCGCCAUCCUAAUCAGACGCCCGAGCCACCGCAUCUGGCUCCUCUCGAUGUGGAGGAGCAGAGGCUCGACUCGGAGCGCCUCCCUGAUGACCGAGCUUCUCACCCGUUCUCUACACACACACACACACAUAUUCUUCCUAUUAUCAAGAAAUUGCGGAAGUAAAGCAGUUCAGAAAGGGAGCGUCAGGUGAUUGGAAGGUCCAAACGUCCCCCGGGAGGAAGGUUUGGGCAAACCAUCUCCCCCACUGCUUUCCCUCAAGGUCACCCUGCUCCCACCCUGUCCACACUGAGUCACCCUGGUGGAGGUUCGUGCCGUCAAACUGCUGCCAGGUCAAAGUUGACAGCCGUUGAUAAUAGACGAACGUAAUGUUGUAGUGACCUGACGAGGCCAGAAGUAUUUUUAACGCGCAUCCGGCAAGCGCGGGUGUGUAACAAUGGGUCCCAAUCAUUUUUGUUGUCAUUAUUUUAUUGAAAGUGACCCAAGCAUCCAUUUUAAGGGGCGCUGCCGACCUCACCGGGACUCGCAUCGGCAGAUGUAGAGGUUCAAAGGUUCUUUCCGUCUGAGAACUCUGUGCUACGUUUCCAAUCUGCGUUAGCCCGCGGCGACAAGCUGACACCACGUUUCUUUAUUGACGCGAUCAAAACAUUUUGUUCCUUUUGCAGGCAGGCAAGGGGAAAAAAAGGUUGUCAGGAGUUGAACUUCUUUGUGAUCACAGAGCACCAGGGAGGUGAUGGAAGAACUCAGUGAAAACUCAGCUACACUGCUUAAGUGUCCUUCUGCACUUCUGCAAGGAGACUCGCAUCUCUUCAACAAACCACUCCACUCUGAAAAAGUGACUGUUAGAGGCGUAUUGCCCCAGCAACAGCACAGCGAUCCAAACAGAGAGCAGAACGACCACCAGGGGUCAGUCAACACGCUGCACAAUGUCAGCCGAGUACAAAGUCAGGACGACCGUGCUCAGCAUCAAGACCAUGUUCAGGAUCCUGUCCAUGUACCAAGUCAGGACCGCGCCCAGUAUCCCAUCCAUGUACCGCAUCAGGGCAAUGUCCGCUACCCCGCCCGUGUCCAGGAUCAGGAGCACGUCCCGCACACUGCCCCAAAACACGAGCCGCAGGAGCGCCUGCAUCCUGGGACGUACGAGGACGCGGCGGCGGCGGCGGCGGCGGCGGCGCUGCCUCUUCCCCACAUGGUGGCGCUGCUGAUGUCACAGCUGCAGCCGGCCCUGCAGCACUUCAACCGCUCGCUGGAGCUGCUCGGGCGGCAGGUGAGCCAUCUGGCGCGGGACGUGGCGCGGCUGGAGGGCGACGAAAGCGUCCGGCAGGCGGCGGCGCUGCGGCGGCGGCUGGAGAGCGAGCUGCACUCCCAGCAUGCAAUGCUGCACUACAACAUCAGCAACCUCAAGACCGACCUCGACCUCAAGCUCAAACGGCACAACAAGAUGCUGCACGCGAGCCUGCAGGCCAUGAACGCCAGCCUGGCGGACAUCAAGCUGGAGCAGGAGCAGGAACGGGAAGAAGAAGAGCGACGGGGAGCGGAAGCGGGCCCGCCCCGGGAGGUGGCGCGCCUCACGAUGUCACAGACCUCCUCCUCCUCCUCCUCCGCCGCCGUGUGGGAGGCCAUCGAGCGUCUGGACAACACGGUGGUCAACAACAGCAUCAAGGUGGACGAGCUGGCGGAGGACCUGGCGGAGACGUCGAGCGGCGUCCGGCAGCUGCGGCGCGACGCCGAGGCGCUGGGCGAGCGCGUCGACCGGACGGCGCGCUCCGGCCAGGUCCUGUUCAUGGAGACGGGCCUGGAGGUGGAGGCGGCCAAGGUGGCCGUGCUGGAGCGGGUGGAGCAGCUGGCGGGCAACCUGAGCCGGCAGGUGCAGCGGCUCCACGAGAUGGACGUGGACGUCGACUACCUCUACGCCGUCCUCUACAAGAACAACUCGUCCGAGUGCGACUGCCGCCGUCUCGACGAGGCGCUGGCCCGGCUGGAGAUGGGCGUGGUCAACGCCACGGAGCUGGCCAAUGAGAACCGCCUGGCGUCGGAGGCGGCCGCCCGGGCGCUGCGGGAAAGCCUGCGGCAGGCGAAGGAGUCGAUGACGUCGGAGCACGACAGGACGACGGCUUUGGAGUCGUCCGUGCGGCAUCUGAGCGUCCUGGCGCGGGAGGUCCGGGCCCGGGCGGGCUCGGAGGAAACGGAGCGCGUGCUGGCGGAGAUGAAGCGUCUGUCGGCGUCGUUCAACUCGCUGCUGAAGGACGCCAUCCGCCACAGCGACGUUCUGGAGAUCCUGCUGGGCGAGGAGGUCCUGGAGUUCCUGGAGUGGCCCGUGCAGGACCAGGAGGCCCACUCCAUCCCGGCCCUCAAGGAGCACCUGAGGAUCCUGCAGCGGACGCUCGGCGGACGCAACCUGAGCCUCGCGGCCGACGAGCCAGGAGACACGGAGGAGGCCCCCCCGGCGGACGAGCCGUCGCGGUGGUCGCCGGGCGGCGCGACGAGGAACGACGGCGGAGGAGGAGGACCGUCCGGGGAUCGCCCGAGGCGGACCGGCGGAGACGGCGGCGACCUGUGGAAGCUGGAGAGGAGCGUGGAGGAGCUGAAGAUGAAGCUGCGGCAGAUGGAGGAGGCCGUUGCAGACGAGGAGCAGCAGCAGCAGCAGGAGGAGGUGUCGGCGCUGCGGACGGAGGUGGCGCGGCUCGAGCGAGGCCUAGAGGAACACCUCAGGACCUUCAGAAACGUCUUCAGCAACGCCGACGUGCUGGAGAGAAGCCGCGCCGCGCUGGAGCUCGACAAGCUCCAGCAGAUGCUCGCCACCAAGGAGAAGAAGAAGAGAGGAGGAGGAGGAGGAGGAGGAAGAGGAGGACAACAUCGCAGCAGGAGGCAGGCGCCAGACGUUCCCGCCACGCUCGACCGAUCGGCGUCCUCGACGUUGCCGCCGGCCGCGACGUUCGACGACCCGCCGCCGAACCCGGGACACUUGCGCCCGGACGCCGGCACCUUCCGGGCUCCCGCCGACGGCGUCUACGUCUUCACGCUCGCCGUGGACGUGAGGCCGCCCGACGCCCGCGUGCUCCCGCGGGCCGUCGCUCGGAGCGCCGGGCUGAGGCUGCGAGAGGGGGAGGAGCUAAGGCUGGAGCUGCGGGGCGGGGAGCGGGACGACGCGGUGCUGCCGCCCCGGGACACCUGAGGGCGCUGUGAGCAGGGAAAGACUCUGACCGAGAGCCCCCAAAAAGAGAGGACACAAAAGUCACAAACGUCAGCUGUGACGUGACGCCAACACUUCUCAACACGCGACCACUUCUACUUUCUUUCAUUCAAUUCAUCCACGAAAUUGGAUUUGAAUUGAUUUGUAUUUGAUUUGCAUGCGGACAACGCAAUUGACAAGGACACGACGCAAAACAAGUUUGGCUUUUGUUUUUUUCCCCUUCUGAUAUUUGCUUGAUUUCUCCUGAUACCGAGUCAGAUUUGAAAUUCCACAAGAAACAAUAGCAAUAAAGAUUUGUUUCUAUUCA